AUGAGCUCACAAAACUCAAGAAGUUCACCUCUUGUUUCCAAAGUUCUCGGAAGCAGACGUACUACCAUGCCCGCCUCAACCAAAAGGAAAGAAGAAAGGGCAAAGAAGGCACGCGAUGAUCGCCGCCUCGCGAUCUUGCAUUUUCCAUCUGCCUUUGGAAAUAAAAUCAGCCUUGACGCGCACGUAGACCUACUACAGAGCCUCAUCAACGACGCAACGGACUACGAGAACCUCGACUAUCUCCGAGAGACAAUCAAAGUGUACGACUCCGCACUGGGCAUCCUCAUCAAACGCCUUUGUUCUGCCGCCGAGACGAAAAGGAUCCUAGACAACUUAACGACGAGUGCAGCUCGGGACAGCGCUUGGACGUACAUGACUACACACCUCCAGACAAGCAUCGACUCCGCGUACAACAUCGCCGGAUUGCUACACAUGGAGAAAUCUACUUGCUUCAUGCACGUAGCUUACGGCAACACGGCCCUGAGCAAAGUACCGGAAGAAGUACCUAUGCUAGACUUCUUCCGAGAGACUCAGACCGCUUACGAAGAGUUGAAGGAGGCGCUUGCGGAGCAUACAGAACUUUGCGAGUCCAUGGAUGAAGAUUACGCGUCUGGUACGCUGAAUGAAGUUGAAGUAGCUGUGCUUACCGAGAACUUGGAGUGGGUGUGGCGGUGUCGAGCGAUUCAACUCGUUCAUGCAACGGUCAAAGCGCGGUUUGAGGAGCUUGCGGUCAAAUUCUUCGAAGACAAGGAUGCUCAUAAGGAGGCUAUACAGGUUCUCGAUGAGUUUGAGGAGGGCUUCGAGGAGCCGUGGAAAUAUGUGAUGACGAGUGAAGGAUUAGUGCGGCCUGGUCAGGAUUUUUCCAUUGCGGAUUUCGAAGCAAGUUCAGGUAGCGGAGUGGUUACACCGAAAGGAGAGGUCGCAGAAGAUGGCGAGCAUCUAGAAGGCGGAGGGGAUGCGCAAGGAUAG
Molecule: messenger RNA, 969 nt
Organism: Didymosphaeria variabile
Lineage: Eukaryota; Fungi; Ascomycota; Dothideomycetes; Pleosporales; Didymosphaeriaceae
Exons: 2
Coding region: 1-969 (322 amino acids)
Source: RefSeq, a predicted model, not a curated record